AUGAGCCUCUUGGCCUGGAAUUGCCAGGGCCUGGGGUCAGCUCCGGUCGUGUGCUCACUCACCGAUGAGGUGAAAGACACUGACCCGGUUUUGGUUUUCUUAUCGGAGACCAAGGCAAAUCGAAAUAGAGUUAAAGGAAUUCAGAGAAAGCUAAAUUUUACUCAAGGGAUUAUAGUUCCAAGUGAUGGCUGGAGUGGGGGGCUGGCGAUGUUGUGGAAGGAAGGGGCGGAUGUGUCCUUUAAAAGCUGUUCAAAUGCGCAUAUCGACGUGGUGGUCCGUGAGGGAGUUGGCAUGCAACUGUGGCAAGCUAUGGGUUUUUACGGACACCCUGAUGCAGGUAUGAGAUUUACAUCUUGGAAUUUACUUAAAUCACUAAAAAGACAGUGUGAUAUGUCGUGGGUUGUUUGUGGGGAUUUUAAUGAAAUUGUGCAAUCUGAUGAGAAAUUCGGGUGGUUAGAUAGGGACGCGAGACAAAUGGAGGUGUUUAGAGAGUGUCUAUCUGACUGUGGUCUCAUUGACUUGGGUUUUGUGGGGCAGCGUUUUACGUGGUGUAAUGGUAGGAUUGGGGAGCAACGUACUCGGGUUAGGUUGGAUAGGAUGGUGGCUAAUGAGGAGUGGAGGAAGAUGUUCCCUGAGGCAAGAGUUAUUCACAGAGCAAUGGCAGCUUCAGACCAUUGUUUGCUAAAUCUGUCUCUUAGGCAGCGGGUGAAAAGAAAGGGAAGUAGAAAACGGUUUAUGUUUGAAGCUAUGUGGACUAGAGAAGAGAGCUGUAGAGAGGUGAUUGAAACGGCCUGGGAUUCUUUGAAUGCUAAUCCGGAUGUGUAG
Quercus lobata is the source of this 825-nucleotide messenger RNA. RefSeq lists its product as uncharacterized. The coding region runs from base 1 to 825 and encodes 274 amino acids. Gene Ontology annotation, molecular function: catalytic activity. The record is from RefSeq and is a predicted model, not a curated record. The transcript has a single exon. NCBI's taxonomy places the organism in Eukaryota, Viridiplantae, Streptophyta, Magnoliopsida, Fagales, Fagaceae.